Knipowitschia caucasica is the source of this 504-nucleotide messenger RNA. The record is from the annotation of a GenBank genome assembly. NCBI's taxonomy places the organism in Eukaryota, Metazoa, Chordata, Actinopteri, Gobiiformes, Gobiidae.
AUGCCGCUGAUAAUCCGGGCCAGACCCCACAGAGGGGUGCAGUAUGCGGGCCUCAGACACGCCCCUCCCCCCUCUGAUGCCUGCCCCCCCCUCGGCCCCCCCCUGCAGAGGCGGGACUCCCUGCAGCCCCCCUCCAGCUCGGGCCGUCCUGUGGGCUCCUGCCGGGGUCUGCUCCCUCACCACACCCUGCCGGACUCUGGCCUCAGCCCGGUCCUGGCCUGGCACGCCGCCAUCAGCGCCGCUCGCCACGCCCAGGACGCCACGGAGGAGAUGAGUGGUCCCCCCGUGGCCCCCCCAGGCCCCCCCCCUGCAGCCCCUCCUGGCCCCCCCUCAGCUGGAGCCCUGGCCCAGAGGAAGAGGCAGCAGUAUGCCAAGAGUAAGAAGCAGGGCGGCUCGUCCAGCGGGCGUCCUCCUCGCGCUCUCUUCUGCCUCACGCUCAACAACCCUCUGCGCAGAGCCUGCAUCAGUCUGGUGGAGUGGAAGUAUCCUUCACUCACAUUCUAG